Messenger RNA from Bicyclus anynana (squinting bush brown), 844 nucleotides. It is a transcript of the gene sni, whose product is annotated as C-factor. The coding region runs from base 17 to 751 and encodes 244 amino acids. The record is from RefSeq and is a predicted model, not a curated record. NCBI's taxonomy places the organism in Eukaryota, Metazoa, Arthropoda, Insecta, Lepidoptera, Nymphalidae. The transcript has 5 exons.
AUCUAGGAUUUUCACAAUGAAAUCUGUAUUAAUCACUGGAGCGAAUAGAGGCUUGGGACUGGGUAUGGUGAAGUACCUCACUAAGCACAACAAGGCCGAAAAUAUAUUCGCUACUUGUCGAACUACUUCCGAGGAGUUACAAAAUAUUGCACAGGCGCACAAAACUCUUCACAUUUUCAAUUUAGAUGUUACAAAUAGCGAAAAUUAUGUAAAUUUAUCAUCGUUGAUCUCAAAAGUUAUGGGGAGUCAAGGUUUGAAUUUGCUUAUAAAUAACGCUGGAGUUACCACAAAAUUCACAAAAUUAAGUCUAGUAAAAACAGAACAAUUACUGGAAAAUCUUACUGUAAACACGAUCGCGCCAAUAAUGCUGACCAAGGCACUUGUUCCGCUUUUAAAACAAGCAGCUGAAUUGAACCAAGAUAAACCCGUCAGUGCUAACAGAGCAGCCGUUAUAAAUAUGAGUUCUAUACUUGGAUCUAUUGCCCAAAACGACCAAGGAGGUUUCUAUCCUUACAGAUGUUCCAAGGCCGCACUAAAUGCAGCAACAAAAUCUAUGAGUAUUGAUCUAAAAAAAGAUCAAAUACUUGUUGCUUCAAUGCAUCCAGGUUGGGUGAAAACUGAUAUGGGUGGUAAAAACGCUACCCUAGAUGUAGAAACCAGCGUUAGUGGCAUAUUCAAUACCGUGGAAAAACUCAGAGAACCAGAUAGUGGUAAAUUCUUGCAAUAUGAUGGAACUGAACUACCAUGGUAACUAAAUGAAAGCAAAUUCUCUAAAUUAUUGAUGUACGCAUUAGUCAAAUAAACGGUUUCAGAUAUUUGAAAUAAAAAACAUUACCAAAGCCUA